Hibiscus syriacus is the source of this 2989-nucleotide messenger RNA. Its product is annotated as pentatricopeptide repeat-containing protein At3g16610-like. The transcript has a single exon. The record is from RefSeq and is a predicted model, not a curated record. Gene Ontology annotation, molecular function: RNA binding; protein binding. Lineage: Eukaryota; Viridiplantae; Streptophyta; Magnoliopsida; Malvales; Malvaceae. The coding region runs from base 78 to 2945 and encodes 955 amino acids. Gene Ontology annotation, biological process: RNA modification.
ACCGAUCCCAUGUUUUGGAGGAUGAAUAAUUAGUAAUGGCGGGAAACCCAUGCAUCUAAACGCAAAUCAGUAACGACAUGGUUUUAAAUCUUCCAUGUCGUCCCAUUUCUGGUUUCUUACAUCUCUUAAAGCACUGUCAAAGCAUCGAAGGCUUAAAGCAGCUUAAAUCUCUUCUCAUCGUACAAGGUCUCACUGAAAACAAGUUAUUGGUAGGACAAUUUCUCAAGUCUUGCUUUUGUUUGGGUGUACCAAAUUUAGCUCUCUCCACAUUUUACAAAUUUCAAAACCCAACUUUAUUCUGCCAAAACUUAUUGCUGAAGGGUCUCUCUGAUUGUGGUCUAUAUGAAGAUCUUUUAUCUGUUUACCUGAAAUGCCGGUUCUUCAAUUGCCCAUCUGAUGAUUUUACAUUUCCUUUCGUGAUUAAGGCUUGUUCAGCUCUAGGUGCUUCUGGGUUUGGAGAACAGAUUCAUUCCAUUGUUUUGAGAAAAGGGUAUGAAAGAAAUGUUGUCAUCAUGACUUCUUUUAUUGAUUUUUAUGCGAGAAAUGUUGAUAUAGGGGUUGCGCGGAAGCUGUUUGAUAAAAUUUCUGAACCUGACGUGGUUUCAUGGAAUGCUUUGGUUUCUGCUUACUGUCUUAAUGGACAUGAUAAAGAAGCAUUGGGGGUUUUCAGGGAAAUUCAGGGUACAAACAUAAAGCCUAAUGUGAGUACUUUGGCUAGUAUAAUUCCUGCCUGUAAGCGGUCGGGGUAUUUUUGUUAUGGUAAAUCUCUGCAUGGUUUCGCUGUUAAAUGUGGAUAUUUCUUGGAUGAUUUUCUGGUUCCUGCUUUUAUUUCGAUGUAUAAAAGUGAAGUGGAUUUAUCUAGUGCCAGGAAAUCGUUUGACUUCGCUGUGGAAGGGAAUGUUUCUGUGUGGAAUUCUAUAAUCAAUUGUUACAUGCAGAACGAGAGGUUUUUUGAUGGUUUUGAGAUGUUUCGUGAAAUGCUUCGAAAUGAAGUGAAGCCUAACUCUGUCACGUUUGUGUCUACGGUUCCCCAUUGUGAGAACUAUUUUGAUAUUUGCUAUGGUGGAUCUCUCCAUUGUUGUGUUAUUAAACAUGGUUUUGGAAGUCAGGUUUCUGUAUUGACAGCACUCAUGUCGAUGUAUGCUAAGCUUGGGGAAAUAAGUUUGUCUGAAAUCUUGUUUGAUCAUAUGCUGAACAAAACACCGCUCUCAUGGAAUGUGAUGAUUUCUGGCUAUGUAAAUAAUGGACUACGGGAGGAAAGUUUGGUUGCAUUUCGUGAAAUGCAGUUGGAAGGGUUCAGUCUUGAUGUAGUCUCUAUUGUUUGCAUCCUCUCUGCCUGCUCAAACCUAGGUGACAUUUUACUUGGUGAAUCAAUACAUGCAUUUGUCGUUAGAAGAAGUUUUGAAACGAAUAUUGAUGUUUCAAAUGCAGUCCUAGCAUUUUACUCUGAUUGUCGUUUACUCUCCACUUGUUUUAGGCUAUUUGAAAGAAUGGCUACUAAAAAUACAGUAUCAUGGAAUACUUUGAUAUCUGCAUAUGUACACUGUGGACAAAAGGAGAAGGCAAAUAUGAUUCUUCACCAGAUGCAGAAAGCAGGAGUGAAGUUGGAUUCUGUAACUUUGCUAAGCAUCCUUUCUUGUUACACCGAGAGUGAAGAUUUCAGGCAAGGAAAAAUACUUCAUGGUUUUGCCAUCAAAACUGGGUGUGACUCUGAUGUUUCAUUGACUAAUGCACUAAUUUUUUUGUAUUGUAAAUGUGGAGAACUGGAUGCUGGAUUGGUAUUGUUUGAUAUCAUGCCAGAAAGAAGUGUGGCUUCUUGGAAUUCAUUAAUGACUGGCUUCCGGCAUCAGAACUUACCCAAGAAUGGUUUAGUCUUGUUUUCCCAAAUGAUGAAUGAGAAUCAAAGACCAAAUCAAGUGAGUAUACUAAAUAUAUUGCCCAUGUGUCGCUUGCUAUCACAGGGUAAUUCCAUCCAUGCUUUUGCACUCAGAACAGGAAUGAUAAAGGAAACCCCUGUUCUUACAUCUCUUAUCUUCAUGUAUGCUAGAUUUGGUAAAAUAAGUUUGAGCCUCCUAGUUUUUCAAAUGGGAAAAAGGCGGGAUAUUUCUUUGUGGAAUGCCAUCAUGAAUGUGCUUGCUGAAACCAAAAAUGCCGAACAAGCAGUUGCUGUUUUUCGUGAACUGCUCCAGAUAAGUUUGGAACCUGACAGUGUAACAGUUUUAAGUUUAAUCUCCUCUUGUGUUCUAGUAAAAAGAUUAAAUCUAGCAGAUUCUGUGAUGGCCUAUAUCAUACGCAAGGGCUUUGACAAAGACGUGGUAAUUGGUAAUGCCCUCAUAGACCUAUAUGCAAGAUGUGGAAGCAUCAUGGUUGCGAGAUUGCUGUUUGACUACAUGCUUGAAAAGGAUGCCAUCUCUUGGAGUGUGAUGAUUAAUGGAUACAGAUUGCAUGGAAACGCUAGGGGUGCCCUUGAACUUUUCUCGAGGAUGCAACUUUCAGGGAUGAACCCUGAUGCCAUUACUUAUUCAAGUCUUUUAUCAGCUUGUGGACAUGGUGGUUUAGUUGAGGAAGGCCAAAGAGUAUUCAACUCUAUGGUUGAAGAUGGGGAAUCUCCAAGAACAGAUCACUAUGCUUGUAUGGUUGACCUUCUUGCACGAGCCGGUCACUUGCAUGAAGCUUAUGAUAUAGUCGAUAGACUGCCAUUCAAACCUUCUGUAGGCAUGCUUCAAUCCUUGUUAGGUGCUUGUAAGAUGUACGGGAACGUUGAAAUUGGAGAGAGAAUUUUUCAGGUACUCUUUAAAACGUACCCACAAAACUCAGAAUCUUAUGUGACACUUCAUAGUAUCUAUGCAGCAGCUGGAAAUUGGGAAGAUGCCAAUACAGUUAGGUCUCUCAUGGAAGGAAGAAAACUAAGAAAAGUCCCUGGUUUUAGUCUAGUUGGAGAUUAACAUCACAAUUAGCAGUCUUCUGAAGUGCGCUUACAGGAAUGAAU